UAGUUAUCGUUCUCAUAACAAUAAUAUAGUGAAACUUAAUAGUGAAAGUUUAAGCAGAGAGAGUAUAGAUGGAGGCAUACAAGAAGGUUGUGAGUGUGAUGCUGUUGCUGGCCAUUGCCAAUGCCAUGAUAUUGGUUAAUGGCCAAUCCUUAUGUCACAUGACAAAACAAGGGCUUAAAGCAUGCGAGCCGUAUGUGAAUGGUGAGAAUUCUGCUGAUGAUCAAACUCCAUCCACUCCUUGCUGUUCUGCUAUUGCUAAAGCAGAUCUUCAAUGCCUCUGCCGUUACAAGGAUUCAGGGUUGCUUUCUUUCUAUGGUGUUGAUCCAGAACAAGCAAUGGAACUUCCUGUUAAGUGUAAGGUUGUGGACUCCUUCCACUGCUAGUAGUGCAAAUGCAUGCAAGGGCUACUAAAAUAUUGAUGUGAUCAUUCAUCACUUUGUUCUUGUUUUUUCAUGUUUUUUGAUAAGAAAAUGUUAGUUGUUAGUGUGUGUUUAGUUCUUAGUCUUAGCUCAACUAUGUCUAUGUUUUUUUUUUUUUAAGAUUAACGUGUUUGUUGCUAAUGCUAAUGUCGUGGAUGAUUUUUUGUUGCAAUAUAUCAAGUGUUUUUCAGUUGUAGAAUGGAUUGAGUUGUGUGUUCAAGUAAUUAAGAUUAUGAUGUACUAUGUUAGCCUUGUAUCAACAUCAUUGAUAUAAUUUUCCACAAUGCAAAAAAAAUAUUUUUCCCACUACAAAAAAAAAAGUCUCCUGCCACGCCCAAGAAACCGAGGCUAUAUGCAAAAUAACCGUGGCGUA
Messenger RNA from Vicia villosa (hairy vetch), 792 nucleotides. RefSeq names its product putative lipid-transfer protein DIR1. Gene Ontology annotation, biological process: systemic acquired resistance. The transcript has a single exon. Gene Ontology annotation, molecular function: fatty acid binding. NCBI's taxonomy places the organism in Eukaryota, Viridiplantae, Streptophyta, Magnoliopsida, Fabales, Fabaceae. Bases 69 to 383 code for a protein of 104 amino acids. The record is from RefSeq and is a predicted model, not a curated record.